Molecule: messenger RNA, 15519 nt
Organism: Hyalella azteca
Lineage: Eukaryota; Metazoa; Arthropoda; Malacostraca; Amphipoda; Hyalellidae
Product: chromodomain-helicase-DNA-binding protein 7
Exons: 18
Coding region: 244-14400 (4718 amino acids)
Molecular function (GO): ATP-dependent chromatin remodeler activity; ATP binding; protein binding
Source: RefSeq, a predicted model, not a curated record
AUUAUGUAGAUUUAUGUAACAUAAGUCAGGAAUUCAAAUGCUACAGAAUGAAUAUUUAUGAUGCAAAUGGUUUAUUGCUGUGCUAAAUGAAUUUUGAUAAAAGUGUACAUCACAGUGCAUGGCCUUGUGAGCUAUGCAUUCAAGACUGGUAGCUGCCACCAACAGUAUGAUAGGCAAGAAAAGAGCCUGGUCUAUGAUUAUCCAGCAGCUGAGUACCUAGCAAAAAGUUAUUCUUGUUGAAGAAUGGAUAAUUUCACUGGUCUCUUUGGAGAUGCAGAUUUAGGGGAUUUGGAUUUGGGUGUGGACUCCUUUGGAGGUCCCCCCGGUCCUACACCAGUGAGCGUAUCUGACCUCGACCUGGCCAAUUACUCCCAGCCAAGCUACACUAAUAUUGGCAGCAACCCUGAGCAGCAGCAGGCACCGUCCCAGCAACCUCAGAAAGCUGGUCAUUUGUCUUGUCAAUCUCAGCCUCAACCCCAACAGCUGCAACCCCAAGGAGGGGGUAUUCCUGGGGGACAACCAAGUUUUGGAGUUCCACCUCAAGGCUACCAGUAUGGCUCCUCAGGAGGAGGAGCUCCCCAGCAGGCACCCAUGGGGCAGUUCUCUAUGGGAGGUCAGUACCGGCCUCCUUACCACAGCCAGGACAUGUAUGGCCAGUCAGCCAUGCCCAGCUGGGGAGGCAACUCUGACCCGUUCAGUGGUCCCCCAUCCCAGCCUGGCUACCCCAUGCCUGGGUCUCAGCCUGGAGGGCGUCAGAUGGGCGGGUAUCAGGGUGGACCUAUGCAAGGCAUGCCUAACAGCCUUCCUCCUGGUCCCCCCCAGCAGCAGUCAGCGCAGCCAGGCAGCAUUGGUCAGAACUACCCUGGGCACGGUAUGCCUCAGGGAUACCAGGGACAACCAAGCCCAUACGCGACAGGGCCGCGCCCGUCGUACCCGAGCUAUGAUCCUCAGCGUGGGCUGGCUCCUGGAGGCUCCAUGAUGUUCCCCGGGGGACCUCAUGGUGGUUCACUAGGAGGUCCUGUUGGUCCCCACCCUGGAGGACCUUUGGGUCCUAGUGGUUCUCAUGGCCCUGGCAACCCUCCGCAGCAGUACGUGGUACGGCCGGCCACUCAGCAGCCCCAGCAGUACGCUAACUUCCCUCAGCCUAGUGCCUCUCAGAUGAUGGCCAGUCACGGUUCUCCGGCAGACAUGUCACGACAAUACAGCACUCAGCACCCACAGGCACCAAGCCACCAGAUACCUAACGGCAGUCCAGCGUAUAGGCCUUCAUACACCCCAUCUGCCACCCAGAUGUCCCCACACUCACAGAUGUCCCCUCAUCCUCAGAUGUCCCCUCGUUCUAUGUCUUCCCCUCACCCCACAUCAUCUCCUGUCCCUAAUCAGUCAACUUCAGGUGCUGCAGGGCAGGCAAAUAGCGCUACAACGUCGAGUGGUGGGGUGGGUUCCAGUCUCCAGCACCUUGAGAAUAUGGUGAAGCCUUCUAUGGGGGCGCCACCGAGCUCGGCACCUACGAGCCAGUCGGGCUUGCAGUCGUCCAUGUACAGCGGACCCUCUGGCAUCCCUAGCCCCAUAUCAAACAGAGGAGCCCCGAUGUCGCCGGGUGUCUCUCGGCCUGUUGGCCCCUCAAUGAGUCCUGUUAUGAGCCCACGGCCCCCCAUGUCUCCUCAACAAUGGGGUACUCAAGCUAGACCUCCUCAAAACUACAACAUGCAGCCUGGAUACCACUCCAGCAUGACAGCUAGAGGGCCUGCGCCAAACAUUGCCCAGUUGCAAGAAAAUAUGCAUCCUGAAAGUAUUGGUAGUGCAAGUGAUAGUAAUACGUUGACUCAAAAUUGUGGCAAUGUGAAUAGUGCUGCUCAGUUGAAUGGACCUUUAUUAAAUGUCAGUGUUAAUAACAGUAAUAGUACUACCGUUGUUAGUGAUAGUGUUAAGGAUAGAUUAGAAAACCAGCAAAGUUUGUUGAACAUUAAUGGUCCAGCUAGUGGGAAGCUCAGUAUACCAGCCAAUGUGCCUCAAUCAACUUCAGCUAUGCCUGCUGUGGACUCAGGUCUGUCAGGUGUGACAAAUGUCGCUGCUGCCACUGCUCCUUCCAGUAUUCCGAACCCUCUGGGAGUCGUGCAGCAGCAACAGCCUGGAGUUCAUGUGCCUCCUAACACAAUGCCAGGAAACACAGCCCCUGGUGCGAUGCCUAUUGGUGGUGCCGCUGCUCCCAACGGCAUGAUGUCGCACAGACCGCCUGGCUCUUUAGCUCCAUGUGGUCCUUAUCCUCAACAGUUCCGCAUGAAUGGACCUCACCAAUACCGGCCUGGCAGCCCGCUGAACAGCAUGCCUCAUCACCAGGGCAUGGCUCCCCGACAGCCGUCGAUGCUGCCGAACAUGUCUCAGUCGAUGAUGCCUCAGCCUCAUCAUCCCUCCAAUUCCAGCGCACAGGCCAUGAGCGUCGCCCCCAACGUCAGCGCUCACCAGAUCAACUCGAUGGCGCCUUCUCAGAUCUCCACCGCUCACCUGCCGCGCUCGCCGCAACCCGUGUCGUCCGCCAGCCAGCAUUUUAGUAUGGGGGGUAUGACAGACCUGCCGUCACCUCACUCCUCCCACACCAACCAUGCUAUGAGUAGACCGGCCACUGUUUCGUCGCCCGCCAUGUCCCAGCAGUUGUCCGCGAGUGCUGGCUCUUCCUCUGGCUUGAUGAGCCAGGCAAACUUGCAGGGUUCCGGCAUGAUGUGCUCGUCGCCCCUACAGUUGCAGCCAUGCGGGUCCCCACAAAUGAUGCAGCAGGAUUCCUAUUUGCAGAGUGGCUCGCCAAGCACCAAUACUGGGUCGUCUCCGCUACCCAACAACUCAGGUGCUGACGCCACAAGGCUGUCCCCAAUGGGGACUGGUAUGUCAUCGGGAUGUCCGACGCAGGUGCCGAGUUCGGGGAACACAGAACAGCAUCCAGACAGCAGCCCCCACCACUUGAGGCCCAACAGUCAGGGACCCAUGAUUCAAAAUUUAGAUGGCAUGAGUGGUGGCCCCUUGUCGAUGGGAGGCUCAAACCAGAGAUCGUUUUCCCAGCAUGGAAACAUGGGAUUCGGAAAUACGAGUUCAAUGGGCCCAGCCCACAUGCGACCCAACUCCUCAUUAGGGAUGCACGGCAGCAGCGGGGCGCCAAGAGCUCCCUCCCCGUGUGGGCCUAACGGGUCCCCAGGCAUGUCAAUGGGCGGUGCCAGCCCUAUGAUGCCAUCUUCAGGGCCCGGGCUUGCUGGCCCACCCCUGCAUGACCCAAUAAUGAUGCAGCAGAGGUCAGCCGGGCCGACCCCCACUCCAGGCAGACCUGAGAUCCCCAGUCCUCUUCGAGCCCCGGGCUCUCAAAUGCCCAUCGGGACUCCAGAUGACGCAGAUAUGGUGGGGUCUGGGUCUUCCCCCAGCACUCAGCCGUGCGGGGGAUCAGGCGGUGGCCAGUUAGGCACGGCUUCUCCCAUGCUUCACGGCAGCCCUCAAAUGAACCAGGGGAGUCCUGUGCCAUUAAGACCGCAAGACCUCAACCAACCUAUGGGUGGGGUCACUCCACUGGGAACCAAUGGUCCUGGCCCAAUGAAUAUGGGAGGAUCCAACGGUCAGAUGCUUCCAGGACCACCCGCCAUCAGUCUACAUGCGCCUAUUAUUGGUCCCGGUGGGAUGAUGUCCAGUAUUCCUUCCGCGGGUCCAUUAGGGCCCGGGAUGAGACCUGUUGGCCCGAACAUGAUGGGGCCUCGGGGACCAAGUGGGCCAGUGAUGAUGCCUCUCAUGCCUGGUCAGCCGCCGCCUAACCUGCAGUUUGAGCUGCAGCAGUGCCAGCAGCAGCUGCAACAGCUCUAUAAAAUGCCUCAAAAUCUCCAAACGCAGCAGCAGAUAAACGACAUACAGCAGCGCAUCAAUCAACUCCAGCAACAACAACAACAGUUCAUGCAGUCGCAAGCAAUGUUUGUGCCUCCUGGCGCCGCUCCUGCUCUAGACGGAUCUGCCCCAAGCACCCCUGAACCUGGCACUCCGACCUCUAAGAAGAAGAGGGUUCGAGCUCCUCCCAAGCCCAAGACGCCUAAAGCUCCCAAGCCUCCUAAGGAACCCAAGCCCAAGAAAGAGCCAAAGCCCAAGAAAGAAGUUAAGCCCAAAACUCCUAAGGAGCCGAAGGACCCGACUGAGGCUAAACCCAAAAGAAUUCGAAACAGAACUCCCAAAACUCCCAAAGAUCCAAAUGAACCGAAGACGCCGAAGAAAAGAGUUCGAGGGAAGAAAGCAUUGGAAGCGCAGAAAGCUGCUGCUGAAAAUGCUUCCGCUGCACCCGGUGCCGAUGAGAUUGCAGUUAGUGCGGAUGAUUCAAGCGCUGCUCUCGGAGAAGCUGAGGUCGUGCCUGAAGCGGCGCCCUGCGUCGAAGAGUCAAACGAAAAUUUGACGUCUGACAUGGAACCUACGGCAGAUGGUGAAACUGCUAAGCUGGACAACGUGGGAGAUGGAGUGGUACCUGCUGACGGCGAAGAGAAGCCACUCUCGUUCGGGGCUGCUCUUGACCAAAGUGCUAAGGAACAACAAACUACAACCCCUAAGCCCAAAAAACCCAGAAUUAGGAGCACUGCCUCAUCUAAAAAGAAACCUGCUGCUAAGUUGGCAAUACCUACAAAGCGGAAAAGGAAGAGACGAGGUUCUGAAUCUGACUUUUCGGACAACGACGAGCAAUCAAAGAAAAAGAAAGCUGCCAAGGAGGAAGAAGACGACGAUCCUAAUAAGAGACGAUCUGGUCGAAAUCAAACAGCUGGCUCCCGUAAAAAGUACAUUGAUGAACUGGACUUGGACUUGUCCGACGACAACGACUCCCCUGCCGUUGCCCCGGCUGGCUCGGAAGGCGACAGACCUAACAUGGUUUAUGUGGACCCUAAUAAUGAGGACUCAAUGGUGGUUCAGUUUAUUCUCAAUAUGCGCAUGGGAGAACGCGAGGUAAUAUCCGACUCUGAAGAUGAGGAAGAGAAGCCAAAAGCUAAGAAGCUAGAGACUACUCAGCCUGAUAAUUCUAAAUCACCUGAUGAAACUCGAAAAACCGAGGCCGAAGCUGGGAAUGAAAUGACGAAGCCUAAAGAAGAAGAAACUAAGGCCACAAGCCUAGGCGAAGAGGCGAAGCUCGAGGACCAAACUGGUGGAGAAGAGAAAAUGGAAGUUGACGGCGAGGAGACCAAACCUGAGGUCAAGACAAAUGAGCCUAUCAACGACACAUCCACCUCUGAAUCUCCGAGAAAAAAGAAAUCUUCUGGAAAGAAAAUCCCAGUCGAAGAAUACUUUGUCAAGUACAAAAACUUCUCUUAUUUGCACUGCGAGUGGCGGACAGAGGAGGAGCUUAUGAAAGGAGAUAAAAGAAUAGUUGGUAAAAUUAGGCGCUUUAUGCAAAAGCGUUCGGCUAGCAUGAACAUAAUGGACUUUUUGGAGGAAGAGUCUUUCAAUCCUGACUACAUCGAAGUUGACAGAAUUCUAGAUUCCUCAGAAACUGUUGCUGAGAAUGGUCAGAUAGUCCGCCAUUACCUCGUCAAGUGGAAGUCUUUGCCUUAUGAAGACUCCACGUGGGAGCUCGAAGACGACGUCGACAUUGCCAAAAUUGAAGCGUAUAAACUCUUCAAAGAUCCUCCGCCUCGCAACGAGCGCAAAGUUAAGAAGCGGCCUUCGCCCAGCGAAUGGAAGAAGCUAGACGAGAGUCCAAUUUAUAAGAAUGAUAAUUCUCUCCGGGAAUAUCAAUUAGAAGGACUGAAUUGGCUCAAUUUUUCAUACUAUAACUCGCACAACUGUAUUCUAGCCGAUGAAAUGGGUCUUGGCAAGACAAUUCAGUCUCUAAGUUUUGUACAUUCUUGUUAUAAAUAUGGUAUCCGAGGCCCAUUCCUCAUCAUUGCACCGCUGUCGACCAUCCCCAACUGGCAACGCGAGUUCGAAAGUUGGACUGACCUGAACGUGAUUGUUUAUCAUGGUUCACAGGCGAGCCGCAACAUGAUACUCGAGUAUGAAAUGUAUUUUAAAGACGAUAAAGGCCAAAGAAUCCCUAAUCUUUUUAAAUUUAAUGUGCUCAUUACAACAUUUGAAGUGAUCAUCACAGACUGUGUAGAACUGAAAGAGAUCAAUUGGCGUGCUUGCAUUAUCGAUGAGGCUCAUCGUCUCAAGAACAGAAAUUGUAAGCUUUUGGAAGGGCUUCGCUUGAUGCACUUGGAGCACAGAGUUCUGUUGUCAGGCACGCCACUGCAGAACAACGUCACCGAAUUGUUCUCGCUUCUAAACUUUCUGGAGCCUUCGCAGUUCGCUGAUCAAGAGGCUUUCAUGAAGGAGUUCGGCAAACUAGAGAGCGAGGAGCAGGUGAAGAAACUUCAAGCUCUCCUCAAACCCAUGAUGCUCAGGCGUAUGAAGGAAGACGUUGAAAAAAGUCUCGCUGCUAAGGAAGAAACAAUCAUUGAGGUUGAGCUCACUAAUAUCCAGAAGAAAUACUACAGAGCCAUCCUUGAGAAAAAUUUCGAGUUUCUCAAGAAAGGCGCAUCAUACGCUAACGUGCCGAGCUUGAUGAAUACUAUGAUGGAGUUACGGAAGUGUUGUCUGCACCCUUACUUGUUGAACGGGGCAGAAGAAACGAUCCAAUCUGAUUACAAAGAAAUGAUAGGUCACAACGUCAGUGAACCCAUCGAUGUAUACCACAACGCCAUUAUUCAAUCAUCUGGCAAAAUGGUGCUCGUCGACAAGCUUUUGCCUCGGUUAAAGCAAAACGGGCACCGAGUGCUCAUAUUUUCUCAGAUGGUUAGAUUAUUAGACAUCAUUGAAGACUACCUCAUCUUCAGAAAAUUUCCAUACGAGCGACUGGACGGCAGAAUUCGCGGUAAUCUCCGGCAGGCGGCCAUCGAUCGAUUUUGUAAACCUGAUUCUGAUCGUUUUGUGUUCUUGCUCUGCACUAAAGCUGGAGGCUUGGGUAUCAACUUGACAGCCGCUGACACAGUCAUCAUCUACGACAGCGACUGGAAUCCCCAGAACGACCUGCAGGCCCAGGCUCGUUGCCAUAGAAUUGGGCAGAAGAAAAACGUCAAAAUUUACCGACUGCUUUGUCGAAACACGUACGAAAGAGAGAUGUUCGAUAAAGCUUCACUCAAACUUGGUCUUGACAAAGCCGUCCUACAGUCUAUGAAUACUGACCAGAAGCCUGCUGCGGGCGGGAACGCUCUUGGUCUCUCAAAGAAAGACAUCGAAGACUUGCUGAAGAAAGGUGCCUAUGGUGCCGUCAUGGAGGAAGAUGGCGGCGAUGACUUCUGUGAAGAAGACAUCGAUCAGAUUCUUCAGCGACGUACGACGGUAAUUCAGCACGAGAGCGAGAAAGGCUCCAGCUUUUCGAAAGCUUCGUUCUCAGCGUCUGCCAACCGUAACGAUAUUGACUUGGAGGAUCCUGACUUCUGGAAGAAAUGGGCCAAGAAGGCUGAAAUAGAUACAGAGGUUCACGAGAAGUCAAGAAAGCAGUUGAUCAUGGAGGAACCUCGGCGUAGAGCCCAGAUUCGACGAUAUGGCCAUGACGAGUCUGUGGUGGACUGCAGCGAUCUCGAGUCUUCUGAAUCUGACAAGGAAGGCAAAGAAAACAAUGAAGAGGAAGAGGAAGAAGACGGUUCAGUAGGUGAUAUUAACAUGCGCAGCUUAAGAGCUAGCAAAUACCGUCCCAGAGGUGGCCGUGGUCGCGGCAGAGGCAGUCGCGGAGGCAGGUGGGGCCCAAGAAGUUCUCGGUUCGCCCCUGAAGAAGAGUUCAAUGAUACCGAUGAAGUCAGAUACGGAUACUGGACUAGGUCAGAGUGUUUCAAAGUAGAGAAAGGUUUGCUAACCUACGGCUGGGCGCGAUGGAAGGAAAUCUUGAAGAGUGCCGAGUUGCGUUCAGCGUGGGGCGAGAAUCACGUGCAGGAUUGUGCUAGGAUGAUUCUGCUCUACUGCAUCAAGUUCUACAAAGGCGAUGAUAAGAUUAAAAGUUUUAUCUUCGAUCUCAUCGCGCCUACUCUGGACGGCGAAACCAAAGUUCAUCGUAAUCACAUCGGCUUGUCAGCUCCCGUUCCGAGAGGUCGUAAAGGCAAGAAGAAGUUGCGUGAGGCCAAGAUGGUAGCAUCGCUCAUAGAAGGAUCUGAUUGGGCAAAAGACGAUAAAUUCGACCCAGACAUCCAUCUGGAUCAGGGCUACUCUCGUCACCUCACAAGACAUGCUAACAAAGUUCUUCUGCGGGUCCGUCUUCUCUUCUAUAUCAAGCAGGAGAUCGUCGGAGACUUGGCGGAGCAGAUCGAAAGUGGCGCGAAAAGUGCCGACAUUCCAAUCUACCCACCACCGACGGAGCUGCCGCCCAAACCGUGGUGGGACGCAGAAGCGGACAAGUCACUGCUGGUUGGCGUUUACAAGCACGGCUACGAGCGCUACAGCGUCAUGCGCAACGACCCCGCGCUUUGUUUCCUUGCCAGAUGCGGCCCUCCUGACAAGGCAGCGCUGCAGGCUGAGAUGAGCAUUGCAGUGAAUGAAGAGGACAUGGAUAAGGAAGAUAAAGAAGACGACAAGGAAGACGAAGACUCGAACCACACGCCGUUGCCCGGGAGCCCGGCCGUGUCGUGCUCCACUACGCGCUCUGACGAAGACAAGCUUGAAGACAAGGACAAAGAGGAAGGCAUCCAUGCGGUGCGACAGUACCUGUCCUACCCCAGCACAUCUGACAUCAAUGGCCGCCUCCGAAGGGUCGUCACUUCUUAUCAGCGCAGCAACAGGAAGGUCGAAAUGCGCAAUGAAGUCAAGGGGCUCGACCACUACCUGGCGGACAAGAUAUUGCGGCGUGAACGAAUGGCCGAGUACAUCCGAGAGCGCGAGCUGCGACGCUCUGACUACAAUCAGCGGCGCUGGAGCAACAGAGAACAGGCUGAGUUCUACCGCACCAUUUCCACUUAUGGCGUCGAGUAUAUCAGGAAAGAGAAACGUUAUGACUGGACGAAGUUCCGUCAAUUGUCUCGCUUGGACAAGAAGUAUGACGAGACGCUGUCUGAAUACUUCCGUGCGUUCAUGGCCAUGUGCAAACGGCAGUGCGGCAUCAGGCUCUCCGAGGGCGAGAAUGCUAAAAUUUAUGCUGUGGGUGUUGACCGGCUUCCUGAAGAGCGAGCUCGUCGCGUGCUGGAGCGCGUCGACCUCCUCAACAGGUUGCGUAACGACGUCCUGCCCAGCCCCGCCCUAGAGAGCGCAUUGCAGCUCGCACUGCCAUCAAGAGAUAUGCCUGACUGGUGGAUCCCUGCCAAGCACGACCUCGACCUCAUCAAGGGAGUAGCUCGGCACGGUUUAGGUCGGACAGACUACUAUAUCCUCUACGACAACGACCUCUGCUUCCGAGAGAUAAUCCGUCGUCACAAUUCUGGCGAGCCUCUCAUUACGGCGCAGGAGAAGAACGAGCUCUACAAAAAGUUUUUCCCUGAAAAGAUGCCGAAGCAAGGAAAUCAAUUACCGCCUGAAGAAAAACCGGUACAAAAGAAGGAAAAUGUCGACAUGCCAAAAAAGGUGGAGGUUAAUGCUGUUGAAAGUGAAGCGGAGGGAAAACCUCUGAAGGCAGACGAAAAACUUAACCCGGCUGAAGAGAGUAAAGAAAGCGUACCUGAAAUCAAUAAAAUAGAUGAAAAGGAGCCGGCAAAUAUUGAUGAUGAAGCUGCUAAGAUGGAAACCGAGAAAAUAACUGAAGAAGACGAGCAAGAAGCGCCUAAAUCUGAAGGCUCGCCGAAGCUUGAUGAGAAAUCAGGGAUGCUUGAUGAAAAUGAAACUACUAAUCUUUCGGAGCUAGGAGAAUCUCAAAGUGCUGUUGUGGCUCACUCAGAUGAAAAUGAAAUUACUGAUCGUGAGGCAGAGAAAAUUAGGGAAGAGUCCAUUUUAACAUCCAAUCUUGCCUCUGGUGAAACUAUGGAGCAAUCUGCCAUUGCCGCCCCUUCGGAAGCCAACCCCAACAAGAAAGUCGAAGAGGGAGAAAAACCUAAUUCUAAUGAAAAUUCAAAUGAGAAAGAAGAAUCCAAGUUAGAUGACGUUGAAGAUUCGCAACCCAAUCUCGAGUGUAGCCCUGAUGGUUCCACUGUCGGUGAUAGAAAUAACGGAGUUGAAAAUUCUUCAGACGCAGUUGAAGCCAAUCAAUUGAUAGAAUCCAGAACUGAAUCUGAAAAUGAUUCAAUAAUAAAGGCUGACAAAUCUGAAGUUAAAGAAGAGUCAAUUCAGAAGGUGGAAAAUACUGAUAUUAAGAAUGAGGAAGAUGUUCCCUCCAAUUCUGUGAAAGAGGAAGAAAAGGUUGACGAAGAGAAGCCUGAUCUUGAGUUAAUACCGGUCAAGACUGAUUUGAAACCAAAGGAUGCGUUGCUCAGCCUUCAGCAGAUGGACGAAGCCAUGGCCAAACUGGGAGCUGCCAACCUCGAUCCCUUGGUGACGAGUGAGCCCACCGUCGCACAGCUCCUGGCGCAGUCAGCCGCAAAUCCUAUCAAGUGGCCAAAAGAAAGAGCUAUACAAAAUAGGGUUGAACAUAUUAUGUACGCUGUUGAGAAGAACAGAUGGCCUGUUGACAAGUAUUUUCAGACCACUGAUUCCGAAUCUCGUGAUAUGUUGUUGCAUCACCAUCAUCAGCAGAUGCAGCAACAGCAACAGCAGCAACUACAACAUCAACAGCAGAUGCACGAGUCUGAAAGACAGCGAGCGGUUGAUGCCGAGUUGGAGCGAGCUCAGCUCCAUGCUCUCUUGCAUCCAAACCUACAUCAUACGUUAGGUUUGAAUAAGGGAGGACUAUCAGCAAGUAGCCUUAGAUCAUUCCUCGAGUCUGAAGGAAGAGAGAAAUUAUCUCAAAGUGACAGCAAUGCCCUACGUCAGUUGCAAGCUCUACAGGGUUCUCUUGAUCUUACGAUUCGACCAGUGUGCAGUAAUGCCAGUCAAGCUCAGCUCGUGGAAAGCAUGGCUGCUCUUGCCCCACCUCCGAGGAGAGGGCCUGGUAGACCUAGACUGGAUGACCCGUUACGUGCCGCCGAGAAGCGGAUGGCUGAGCAGCUUCACCAUCUCCAGCCUCAAGAGAAGAAGCGAAGGAAGCUAGACGAAAUUGUCAUGGGACUUUCAAGUAAAAGCAAAGGUCCUGAUCAAAUCACCUCGCUCCCUAAGGAUACUAAUCCUCUUUCUUUAUUGAGAGGCUCGGCUGUUUCACUGUUAUCUCGUGACAAAAGUAUUCUAACAAACGCUAUUUCUAGUCCUCGCCUCUCCACUAGUAUUAGUAUAUCUCAGUCUUCUGACCACAAACGGCCCGACAGCAGAGACGGGCCGUCAACUCCAUCCAAAUCAAACCACACAGUGGAUUCGUCUAGUGGUCGACUUGUUAACAAAACCGAUUUACCUCCGGGCAUCAGCUUACCUCCAGGAAUUGAACUGUACAGACCUAAUGAGAGCAAAGUCGAUAAGUGGCUGGAACAACACCAAGGCUUCCUUGGUGAGGGCUCUCCGUCCAAGGAAAGUGCCUCCAGCAGUUCAAGUCGCAAGCGGCGUUUGGAGGACUGGAGUUCUCAACUCACUGGCGAAGAGCAUGUCCCGCUAAUACAUUCCAAGACUGGCCAGAAAGUACCAAGCAGCGAUUCUCCCAAGUUGAAAAACCUGCAAUUGUGGCUUAUGGAACAUCCUGGAUUUGAAGUUGAUCCCAACUGGGCUGAGGCGAUGACCAGAGAGCGUUUACCCUCUCUCACAUCAAGCUUCCCCGAUAUCCACAAGCGCCUUGCAGAUAAAAGAUUCCAACAUCCUAGUUCAUCACCUAACCCCCCUGUGAGCUCGCCAGCAACAGCCACUCCCCCUUCGGCGUCCCCCUCCUUAUACCAACCGUCCCCGUCGCCGAAAAGUGGUCACAUUGACCCUUAUGAUCUUAGAAAUCCACUCACGCUUUCUGCUCUCACAGGGAUCGAUCCAAAAAUCCUUGCAUCCAUUGAUCCUAAAACUUUGGCAUGCCUCGACCCUAAGAUGUUGAGUGCUUUUAAAACCCCUGGAUUAGAUAGCAAAUUACUUGCUAGCAUGGGCAUGGAUUCGAAAAUUUUCAAUAUGCCUUCUUCGCGAUCGCAAGAUUCUCCUAAACCUUCUACCUCACAUUCCCCCAAAAACGACUGCCGAAAUUUAUUGGCUGGAAUAGACCCUAAGAUAAUUGCUGGUCUGGAUCCCAAAAUGCUGGCUGGAUUAGAUCCAAAGAUUUUGUCCAGCUUAGAUCCGAAGAUAAUGGCUGCCUUACUGGAUCCGAAAGGCAUGGGUGUUGGACCGAGUGGUAGCGGCGGCACCACGACGCGCAACAGUAGCCCGAGUCCCAGUGGUAGUACCAGCAGUGCAGGGAAGUCUCGCAACGCACAUCAGUCAAGUCCUCAACUCGAUUAUAAAAUGUUAGCGGGCAUGGAUCCCAAACUCUUGGCAAGCCUCGACCCCAAGAUGCUGCAGCAUGCAGGCUUUGAUCCCAAAAUAUUAGCAUCCAUGAUUGGUGCUGAUCCGAAGAUGUACGGUUUUGACCCAAAAAUGAUGGGUUACAAUUUUGAUCCAAAAUUAUUGGCUAAUCUCGAUAUGGACCCAAAGAUGCUUGCUAGUUUGGACCCUAAAUUCUUGGCAAGUCUAGGGCUUGAUCCCAAAAUGUUCGGUAUUGACCCUCAACUGUUCGGAGGAGCAGAAUCUAAAUCUAACUCUAGCAAUAUAGACUCAAGAAUGCUCGGAGGCCUCGAUCCCAAGAUUCUUCGCAGUCUUGGUUUGGACCCCAAAGCAAUCGCUAGUAUGGACCCUAAAAUUCUUCAAAGUCUUGGGCUGGACCCUAAAAUGUUCGCCGGUGCAAGUGCUGAACCUAAAGCCCCUGCUGGCAUUGAUCCAAAACUCUUAGCGAGUUUAUGGCUCGACCCGAAAAUGCUUUCGAAUAUUGAUCCCAAGUUACUAAGCAGCAUGGGUCUUGACCCUAAAAGCAUGGCAGGCCUUGGGUUCGAUCCUAAAAUUUUAUCUGGCGGAGGUAUUGAUCCCAAGCUACUUGCAGCGUCUGGUUUUGAUGCUCGAAUGUUAGCGAGCAUCGAUCCGAAAGUUAUGGCUAGUUUGGGCAUCGAUCCGAGAUUAUUUGCUGGCAUGGAUUCAAAAUCGAUGGCCGCUCCCGAAACAAAGCCUAAUUAUGACUCCAAGAUAGGAGGGUUGGAUCCUAAAUUUCUUGCAAGUUUGGGCUUUGAUUACAAGACCCUUGCUUCUCUUGAUCCCAAAAUGCUUGCUAGUCUUGGACUUGAUCACAAGAUGCUUGCUAGUUUGGACCCUAAGAACUACCGAAGUCAGAAGAAGGCGAGCGAGCCUCGGCGGCAAUCAACGAGCAGUAGCCUAGACACCAACAAGCUGAUGGGAGGCUUGGAUCCCUCACUGCUAGCUAACAUGGAUCCUAAGAUGUUGGCUAGCCUUGGUAUCGAUCCUAAGCAACUCGGACUGGACCACAAGAAAAUAAAUCUGAGUAAAGAAAACAAAGCAUCGUCUUCGCCUGCUACUUCAAUGCCGGGAGGCUUUGACGCCAAAACUAUGAAUGCUCUUGAUCCCAAAAAUUUGCCUUUACUUGACCAGAAAAUGCUUGCUAGUUUAAGCAUGAUGGAUCCUAAGAUCUUGGCGUCUAUGUACGGUGGUAUUGAUCCUAAGCAAUUCGCGGCAUUGGAUCCAAAGAUGGCUCCAAGUUUUGACCCAAGGAUGCUGGCCAGUCUAGAUCCUAAAGUUUUGGCGAGCAUGGGUAUUGAUCCUACGAUGCUGAUGAUGAUGGCUGGUAUGCCUGGCAUGAGCAAUCCAUUCAUGGGCGGUUUGCAGGGCUUCGGUAUUCCUGGCCUCGGUAUUCCAGGCAUGCCUCAGACUAGCGAAGCUCAUGCCUCAACCUCCAAAAGCAGAGACGGUGGAAGUUCUUCUAAGAGCUCGUCUUCACAAGCUGCUAACCAGGCAGGGCUUCUAUCAGGGAUGUUUGGCGGCGCUUCGGCAGCCAGUUUACUAUAUCCGCACUUGGCUGGCAUUCCAUCUUUCCCAGGGAUGCCUCAAAGUUCUACUUCUUCGUCUUUGCUCAACGGUCUCACGUCUCCAAGCGGACGAAGUCCACGUCUUGAAGCCGGCCAAGAUCAGCGAGGCAGCUCUUCUAAACAAUCCCAAUCCAAAGACAAAGUUAACACAGGACUGUCGAAGGAAGAGAGAAAUAUGCUUAAGCACAUGAAAGCCGACAGGCUUGCCCGUGAGAUGGAGUCGCAACCUUCCGAGCCACCUCAAGAUUUGUCUUCCCCCAAGGUAUCACAGGAGCAGCCGGAGAACUUGAGUCGUGCCAACACCCCGGGAACUACUUCUUCAUCAUCGGCUGCUGUCGAGCCUGCACCUGAUGCUGCUGAACCAGAAGAAAAGGAAGACGAAUAAACUAUCUUCAAUUCUCACAGUUUUCUAGCUCAUAUUCAUUGUCAAAAAAAGUCACUUAAUUUAUGUAAAAAAUUCGUUCAUUAACUAGAAAAAUCUUCUUUGAUUUUUCUUGUACAUUUUUUAAUAAUGACAAAGAAAUAUUUGUUGAAAUUACCGACAUUUUGUUUUUACAUCCAGUGAAGACGGUGAAUCAGGGUCACAAUUGACAGUAUUUAUGGACCUUUUUCGUUGUCGGUUUCAACCAAAUUUCACACUCGUACGGAAGGCCUACGCUUAUGUGAAUACUGUACCUUUUAACUUUGUGUUAAUCCGUUUAAUAUAUUUAACACGUGGCUUGACUCCGCUCGUUCCCAUGAAUAUUUUCCUUCUCUCAGAGGGUGUGGUUUAGUUUUCUCGUUACUAUUAGAAAAUGACGUGAUUAUGCGUUGUUUGUAUUUAAUUUAAAUUAUGUAAUUUAUGUCUCGCGUUAGAAAGUUAAGAAUUCGCAGCAGGUGAAAUCAGGGAUUACCGCCCCACAUAACUCGUCUUAGGUAUUUAUUACAUUUGAAGUUGAAGAUAAUAUUUCUAUUUUGUGACACUUCUUGUGAAUUACCUGACAUUCUUAACUUUCCGUUAUUUGCCGUGCUUAGAGCUGAGCUCCCGUUUCUCUCCACUUGACCAGAAACUGUGAUACUCAAUUGACGUGACAUCUGCUCCCCUUGACGCCACAUUCUUGGAGUAUUAAUUGCUGGAAAUGUGGGUAUUGAUUUGUUGUGCAAGUCUGAAUAUCCAUGACUGCGUGCGACGCAGCUUUGUUGAACAAACAAUUGUAUUGUAGUGUUGUGCUAAGGACUUCUACUCUAGAUCUGAUUAUGGAUAGUUAGAUUCAGGCAUACAUUCGUUCAGGUGUCAUUUCGGGAAUUGAAAAAUCAGUUUCACUGUUCCAGUAGAAAACACAUUUUAUAGUUAGUGUCUCUUAAAUGUGCUUUAUAAGUCGAGUACAACUUUUUUUCUUGUUUUUCUUUAGGAAGGCUCUACUCUCUUGCUUGUAAAUACUAUGAUAUCGAAUUUUGUAAAACGUAUGUAAAUUAGUGUUCACUAAAUUAAAGAGGGAAUAUAGUGAACAUGUUUUAUAUUAUA